AGGUUGUAUCUUUCAGUAGGUUUUUUGGCAGCCGAUCGCGCGGAUGCGGCUAAAAACAAAGCGGGUUCAAUAAAUCUUCAAAAAAUCCACUGCAAGUGUAAAGCCAUUUGGCAAUUGACAUUUGGAAGGGGCCAUUCGAAAGGUGAGCUCAGGUAAUAAUGGCUGAACAGAAGCAGCUGGAAGUAAUUGCGAAUGAAACCUCAUCAGUCACCGGAUUGAGACGUCAGCCCACCAAAUAUCCCCAUGGCCUCAACAUCACGGUGCAAACGAUCGACGAUGAUAUUGAGGGAUCUCUGAAAGAUCACAGUGACUACUCCCGCACCUCCGGCGAAUCGUGCUGGAGCGAGACUCAGAAAUACCACAUUGGAAUGCUGGGAAGUCCCGAAACGCUGGCCGAACUUCAAGUUCGUCGGUAUAAGUAUCCAUUGACGGCUAAUUAUUAUCUGAAUGGCAAGUUGAACAGCCCAGAGAAGCCAACACCCUGGAUGAUGUUGGGCUAUGCUCGACGCGCCUGCAGGUGGAAAUAUCUGCGAUGGCCCAUCAUUUUUGUGGCCAGUGUUUUGCUGUUCUUCGGACUGAUCACCUACUGCCUAUGGCUUCACGAUGUCAGUGUGGCUAGAGCUAAAUUCCUACAGCGUCGCUAUGAGGCAACUUUGACAUCCACGAGUUCGAGUAGCAAUGAAGCUUGGGAUGAGGAAAUCACCAGCACCACCGAAAGGGAACCCCAGGAAACCACACGACUCAAAGCGGUGGAUGAGAGUGGGGAAAACACGGAUUUGCCUGAAACUUAUUUUGCGGAGGACGGCGAUCCGGAGGACGGUGGUGAUGGGGAUUACGAUGACACCUUGCUGCCGGCGGAUAGUAUUAGAUUCACCUCCGGACAUCAAAACAGCUUUGGAGUGCCCAUCGAACAGGACAAGAGAAUGCUGCAGUUGCUCAAAGACUUACUGCCCAAACCCCAGGCGACUCCUGCUGGCGAUGAGCAUCCUUUGACCCGGGUGUCCCCCACCCUACCGCCCCCCUCGGCGAACGGAGGACGACCCACGCAGGCAAUGACCUUGACCACCCCCUCAACGACGAACAGCGGCUGUCAGUCGACGAUGCUGCCCAUGUGCCAGGGCGUGCUCGACUACGAUCUGACCUCCAAUCGAGAGGGAACAGCGCCGCGGGAUGCGGCAUCCAUGGCAGCCUACGAGGAGCUCAUCCGGUCCAACUGCUCGGCGAGGGCGGCGGAAUUCGUUUGUGGCGCCCUGGAACCAGAGUGUCGGCCCCUGCACAUCGGACAGCUGCCGCCCUGUCGUCGCAUCUGCAAGGCCAUUUUAGAGUCCUGUUCCAUAGCGAUUGCCAACUCGGAUGUCCUGAGCGAACUCUUCGAUUGUAGCCUAUAUCCCGAUGCCCAUGAGAGCCACAAAUGCGAGGAUCCCACAAGGAGGCGGGAUUAUUGCUAUGGAAAUGAGUUCCAAUGCCAUGAUGGCAGUUGCAUUCCCCAAAACUGGCAGUGUGACAAGAUCAAGGAUUGCCUAGGUGGCGAAGAUGAGGAUGAGCAAUGUCUGGUUUGCGAACAGGACGAGUUCCGCUGUCGCUCGAAUGAGAAAUGCAUCGCAGAAAACUUGCGUUGCGAUCUGAACUUUGACUGUUUCGAUGGGAGUGAUGAGGAAGACUGCGAUGACUACGGAUCGGGGGACUUGGCGCCUUUCGAUGAGGCCGAACUGAAUGCCUUUCCAAGAGUCUUUUCCUACGCCAGUUUUCUAUCACCAAAUGAGACGAACGAUAAGCUAUAUACCUAUAUCACUGCCGCAACCGAUGAGGAUGCGGGCACGGAAACCAAGUUCCAAAUACAUCAGGUGGCUGCUCCAGCUCCCCCGGUAAAUUCGAGUGCUGAGGAACCCGUUGGCGGUCCCAAAGGUUUUGUGAACUUUCGAGACAGCAAGGAGAUAAUGAUGACCAGCGAUUCCGAGACAAAAUUCAAAUAUUCGCAGAGAAAUCGAACAUCUGUUAAGUUCAGCAUGGCAGCAACCACAACUCCGGCAACAAGAACGGCGAGUGCGAUUCCAAGCUCGGCGUUGACUCAGCAGCGGGAAAGAGAUAGAGCCACCAGCACCACUAGCACCACUAGUACUACCAGCACCACUUCAACCACAAUUAAUCCACCCACGACAAUGCCCACGCCCACCGAAGUUGUGACAGCUCCAGGUGGUUGUCCUCCUGAUGAACUUCGCUGUGUGAGUGGCAAGUGCAUCACAGUCAGUCAAUUAUGCGAUAAGCAAAUCGAUUGUCCCGAUGCUGCUGAUGAAAUUAUGUGCGUUUAUCGGGAACGUCCAAUUGGGAGGCGGCCCACUUCCACUACUUCCACCAGUUCAACCACAGAGCCACCGACAACAAGUACUCCAGCACCACCAGAAACAAGUACUGCAACAACCAAUAUUCCGGUGGCCAGUACAAGGCGUUCGUUGAGAACCAUGCCCAAUCGAAGUCGAAAGCCCAAGUCUUAGAGUGAUGAAUCUUGUACCUAAUGAUUAUUUAUAUCUCUUUCUUAUUUCUCUCCACUUGUAUUUUCUUUCGCUCGCUAUAUGUAUGAUACAUUAUAUAUAUGUAAAUCUUUUUUAGUGCUUAAGUCGUUUAGUGAUUAGAGUUGUUUAACUAUUGUUAUGUAUGUGAAAAUUGUAUUUUUAGCAAUGAAUAAAGUUUAAGACGUGA
Drosophila elegans is the source of this 2697-nucleotide messenger RNA. RefSeq lists its product as uncharacterized. The coding region runs from base 159 to 2492 and encodes 777 amino acids. The transcript has 6 exons. The record is from RefSeq and is a predicted model, not a curated record. Gene Ontology annotation, molecular function: protein binding. NCBI's taxonomy places the organism in Eukaryota, Metazoa, Arthropoda, Insecta, Diptera, Drosophilidae. Gene Ontology annotation, cellular component: plasma membrane.